UGUGUAUCCAUUCAUAUUUGUUCCAGUUGCGAUGCGUUUCUGAAAAAAUCUGGUUCAACCUUUGAGAGAAGUGAGUGAUUAAGUAGACUACUGCGAAUGGGGAGUCCAAGUCCGAAGGAACACAUAGAGGAGAUACGAAGGAACAAGUUCUCCAUUGGAGGCCCAGAAAACCCUGUGAUCCCCGAUCUUCACGAAGCUGUCAAGAAUCUCUCUGCCGAGUUGUAUGCUAAAGAUGUUCACUUUCUCAUGGAGCUCAUUCAGAAUGCAGAAGAUAAUCAGUAUGAUGAGGGGGUUGAUCCAACACUUCAAUUCAUCAUAACAUCAAAGGACAUAACAGCCACACGAGCUCCGGCCACAUUACUCAUUCUGAACAAUGAGAAGGGUUUUUCUCCCGAAAACAUUAGAUCCAUCUGCAGUGUUGGACGAUCCACUAAGAAGGGCAACAGAAGAAGUGGUUACAUAGGGGAGAAAGGGAUUGGUUUCAAGAGUGUAUUCUUGAUUACUGCAACGCCUUAUAUUUUCAGCAAUGGAUAUCAGAUACGGUUCAAUGAGGGGCCCUGUCCCCAUUGCGGUCUUGGAUAUAUAGUGCCGGAAUGGGUUGAGGAGAACCCAACACUUGAAGACAUAGAGCAAAUAUGUGGUGGGGGUGCUUCCCUUCCAACCACAGUCAUUGUAUUGCCUCUGAAGCCAGACAAAGUGGGACCAGUGAAACAGCAGCUCUCCAUCAUUCAUCCAGAAAUUCUUCUAUUCCUUUCAAAAAUCAAACAACUUUCAGUGAAGGAAGAUAACGACGAUCCUAGGCUCAAUACUGUAACUGCCAUAGCCAUUUCGAGUGAGAUUGAUUUUAUGACAAGAAAAAACAUGAAUGCUGAGUCCUACAUUCUCCGUCUAUCUGCUGAAGAGAAUGAGGAUUCUGAAAAGGAAUGUAUGUACCACAUGUGGAGGCAAAGAUUUCCUGUAAGGCCAGAAAAUCGAGUAGAAAGAAGAAUGGAUGUGGAGGAGUGGGUUGUCACGUUAGCCUUUCCAAAUCAGGAGAGGCUUAACAGGGGAAGGAGUUCACCUGGGAUCUAUGCGUUUCUUCCUACAGAGAUGGUAACCAACUUUCCUUUCAUAAUUCAAGCAGAUUUUGUCUUGGCUUCAUCAAGAGAGACAAUUCUCUUGGAUGAUAAGUGGAACCAAGGCAUACUCAACUGUGUUGCUUCCGCUUUCAUGGAUGCAUUCAAAUCACUUGUUAUAUCAUCAGAUGAUGCUCCGGUGUCCAGUUUGACUCGGUUCUUUCAAUUCCUUCCGGUCAAUGAUUCUUCCUAUCGAGAGUUGAAUAAUGUGAGGGAUACAAUCAAAGCAAAAGUGGUUGAAGAAAGUAUUGUUCCUAGUGAGACAUACUCGAAGCAGAAGCACUUUUAUAAGCCUCGUGAAGUUGGCAGACUAUUGCCUGCUUUCUGGGAUAUUUUAACAAAGGCCAAAGAGGAAGGAGUGCACUUGGGAAACCUAUCAUCCCAUGGAAACUAUAUUCUAAAUUCUUCGUUUGACCAAGUUCAGUAUGAUCACAUACUGGACUUCUUGGGUGUACAUCCAGUCAACAGUGAAUGGUAUGCAAAGUGUAUUCUGAGUUCUAAUCUCGUGAUGGGAGUAUCAGAAGAAGUCUACUUGCAGCUUUUGCUGUUUGUUGCUGAGAAUUGGGGGUCCAGGAUCUGGUUCUCCAACAUGAAGUACAUUUCUGCAAUCAAAUAUGUUGGUUCGGAUGGAAAUAUGUCCUAUUUCAAUCUUGAGAAAUGCAGAAGGGACCAUGGUUCCGUGAAGAUUCUCUUAGCUGAUCCGAAUCAAUCCUGUCCUAUCUCGUGGCUCAUUUCAUGGAACAAGGAAUUCUCUUGUGCGGGCAAUCAUUAUUUUAUGCCAGAAAAUACACAGAAGGCAAUACAACAAUUCCCUCGGAAACAGACUUUGUUGGGAUGGCUGGAAAAAGAAAUUAAUGUUGAAAUUUUGGGUGCAGAGCAUUAUGCAAAUCGCGUUUGCAAUUCUAUCAGCAGUGACUGCCACCUCGCCCUUGCAUAUUCGCAUUUCUUAUAUCACUCAUUCUCAAAGCGAUAUUUGUCCAAGCGGCAGGUUGAUGAUCUAUGCCAGUCCUUGCCACUAAUAGACAAUUAUGGUCGCGUGUCCACAUGCAGGCAGGGGGUUCUUGUGCCGGCUAAAGGGAGUAAAUGGGCAGAUUUGAUUGUUUCUAAUCCAUGGAGGGAUGAAGGCUAUGUUGAGUUGAAAGAAGACUAUUUGCACUCACGCUUCUAUGCAAGCCAAUAUACCAAGCAGAACGAGCUCAUGGGCUUCCUUGGAGCUCGUGUUGGAGCCUGUGAUAUACCUCACAUAUAUCCUCCAAAUGCUGGCUUUUCCUCGGUUAAUAAUCCUCUGACGAAGGAAAAUGCUUUCUUGCUUCUGGGUUGGAUACGGAAUCUCAAGUAUAGGGGAAUUCUGCCAGAGAGGUUCCUGAAAUCCAUAAAGGAAGGUAGUUGGCUGAAAGUUACAAUCAAUGGGUAUAGGCCACCUUCGAAGUCAUUCUUAGUCGACUCAACAUUGGGAAACCUUUUGCAAAAUGGAUCUGUUCUUGUCGACAUUCCAUUGGUUGAUCAGAGGUUUUAUGGGGAUAAACUUGCUGAGUACGAGGACGAGUUGAAAACAAUUGGAGUGAUGUUCAGUUGUAAGGAGGCAUGUGCAUUUAUUGGGAAUGAGCUGAUGUCUCGGGCAGCUUCUUUCACUUUAAGUAGAGAUCAAGUUUUUUCGAUUCUUAGAUUCAUCAGAUAUCUAAGGCGAAAUUUUUUUCCCUUGGACGAUUUUGUGAGCAGCAUAAAAAAUGGAAGGUGGCUCAAGACGGACCUCGGUUAUAGGUCUCCUGGUAGAGCAAUCUUGUAUGAUUGUGAGUGGGAAACUGCAUCACAAAUUAGCAAUCUCCCUUUCAUCAACAGAUCUUACUAUGGGGAAGAAAUAUAUCAAUUCAAGGAGGAACUUCAGUUGUUGGGUGUGAUGGUUGGCUUUGGUGGAAGAUACCAACUUCUUAUAGACCACUUAAACUCACCCUCUAAUUUGAUCUGUUUCACGGCUGAUGCUAUUAUCUUGAUACUAGAAUGCAUGCAUUUCUCAGGUGACUCCGGCAAGCUUGUUAGUGCGCUUCGAGGAUCAAAUUGCUUGAUGACAAGCAAGGGGUUCAAAGCUCCCAGUGACUGUUACUUAUCUGAUCCUGGAUGGGGUUGUAUUCUAGAGGUAUUCAAUAGUUUUCCUGUGAUUGAUCAUAAAUUCUACGGGAACAAGAUUAUGAGUUACAAGGAUGAGUUGAGGAUAAUGGGAGUGGUGGUUGAUUUUGAGGAUGCAAUCGAAGCAUUUGGAGUUGUUUUUGAGCAGAAGGCAUCUCAAACUUCCUUGACCAAGCAACAUGUUGAGUCAUUUCUCUCCUGCUACAGACAACUGAAUGAAGCUCGAUAUUCAUUUCCUUUAAAGUUUUCGACCAAGUUAAGAAGUGCCAAUUGGUUGCGGACGCGAUUUGGUGCUUAUAAGCCUUCCAAAGGUUGCAUUUUGUUUGGUCCAGAAUGGGAGUCUCUCUCUGCAAUUACCCGUCUCCCCUUCAUUGAUGAUAGUGAUAAUUUUUAUGGCAAGGGCAUCCAUGAGUACAAGGAAGAGUUGAAAAGAAUGGGAGUUGCUAUUGAAGUGAAAGACGGACUCAAGUUAAUCUCUGCUGGUCUAAGGUUUCCUUCAGAUCCUUCCUCCAUAACUCCUGAAAAUGUGUUUUCAUUGCUGGAAUGCAUUCACUUAAUGCACGAGGGUCUUCAAUCCUUUGAUGAGGACUCUGCAAAACAGUUGUCGAAACGAUGGUUGAAGACCAAAGGUGGUUAUGAGACUCCAAAAAGAUGUUUAUUGUUUGAUUCUCAGUGGAAAUUGGAGCCAAUGGAUGGACCAUUCGUUGAUGAGACUUUUUAUGGACCGAAAAUUGCAUCUUACAAAAAAGAACUCGUGGCAAUAGGGGUUAUUGAUGAUUGUCAGAAAGGGAGCUCAGUAAUGGCUAGUUACCUCGGCUACCAUUCUGAAUUUUCUACCAUAGUGCGAAUUUACAGGUACUUGAGUGAAUAUGAUUGGAAGCCUGAGAAAGAAACUGAUAAAAGGAAAAUGAUGUGGAUUCCAAAUGGAGAUCAAAAUGGAGAGUUUGUCAAUCCUGAAAACUGUGUCAUCCAUGACAAGGAUAAUCUUUUUAGUUCAAAGUUCUAUGUUUUGGAGAGAUACUACGAAAAGAAGUUACUUCACUUUUUCUCCUCAGCUUUGGGCGUGAGAAGCAAUCCUCAGGUUGAUGACUACAUAGAGCUUUGGAAAGAAUGGGAGAAUUCAGUUGAACAAAUUUCACAAGACAAAUGCUGUAAGUUCUGGAGUUUUAUUUUGCAGCACAACAGCCAGAAAACAAGGAAAAAGCUUUCUGAGAGCUUGAUGAAACUACCCGUUACAUCAGACUCCAGUGGAAUACUUUUGUCUGACAAGUCUGAUGUUUUUGUUGCUGACAACCUUUAUAUGAAGAAUCUUUUUGAGAAACAGAGAGUAUUUGUCUGGUAUCCUCAGCCAAGCUUGCCAUCAUUGGACAGGCUUGAAUUAUUAGACAUCUACAAGGAAAUUGGUGUUUGCACUAUAUCUGAAUGUGUACAGAAGGAAGAAUCGUUUCAACUAGAUGGUGCGCAUUUCAAUGAGGUGGAGCCAAGGAGUAUCUUCAUUGGAAAGGGGUUGGUUAAGCUUGUUCUUGGUUUUCUUGCUUGUUCUAGCCUCAACAUGGAAGUAGAGAAGAGACACAAAGCUGUCGAAGGUCUUCUUGAGCUCAAAGUUUAUGAGAUGACUGAGCCAAUCACUGUAAGCUAUUGUUUGUCACUUUCAUCAGGGAGGACCAUUACCAAGAAGGCGAACAGGAUGAUGCGUUGGGAAAAUUCCAAACUUUUCAUCCAGCAUAUGGACUUGGAAACUGGAAAUGCAAGCAUGAUCAAAUAUGCCACUUUUUACUCGGAAGCAAUCUCUGUGGGCAUACUGUGUGAGAAUGUUGAUCAUGUAGGGGCACUUUCUGAGCUGAUCAAGUUGGGAUUUCUACUGAAGUUCGACGAGGAAGCAGUUGACUUCCUGAUGGAAUCCAGGGAUUUGCAAAUUUUCUUGGAAGAUGGAGAAUUCCUCAACGCUGCCUUUCCAUCCAACUAGGUUUGCUGUGGAUAGUUUCUGCAACGCUUGUUCUUCGAUUCUGUAGCAGAGUCUAUGUUAUUUGAGUUUGAUAAAUUGCUAAAGGUUUCUUAUGUUUGCCCUUGUGUGCGUU
This is a messenger RNA of Neltuma alba, 5317 nucleotides long. RefSeq lists its product as uncharacterized. The coding region runs from base 97 to 5205 and encodes 1702 amino acids. The record is from RefSeq and is a predicted model, not a curated record. The transcript is spliced from 3 exons. Lineage: Eukaryota; Viridiplantae; Streptophyta; Magnoliopsida; Fabales; Fabaceae.